UCAGUUUCUUCUGAAGAAAAAAAACCCUAACGCGCCAUAACAGAAAAGCCUGAAGUCGGGGGCUUCUUUCUCUGUGGAGCUCGAAGCGAUUGAGCUGAUAAACGUAGCACUUUCAGUUUAUCUAUAAAAGCUAUGGCUGUCCAAACUCGUGUCCGUCUUAUAUCUUAUGAGCAGGAGCUUGUAGAUGGACAGCCAAUUUAUGUUUCCUCAAAUUGUGUUCCUGUUAAGGCUGUGAAGUAUGAACCUGCUGGACAUGCGUUCCAUUGUGCUGCCCUUAAACUUAUUGGUUGUGAUGAGGAAGAUGAUACAAAAGCUGAUGAACAGAAAGUUUCAAAUGAUAAGGAACAAGCUUAUGUGCCCUCAUCUGAUUCGUACAGCACCAAAGGAAAGAAGAAGUCCGGUGGUGAAGGCAAGCAACAGGAUCAUUAUGCAUUGUUGGGUUUGGCCCAUUUGAGAUAUCUUGCUACUGAGGAUCAGAUAAGGAAAAGCUACCGUGAAACUGCCUUGAAGCAUCAUCCUGAUAAACUAGCUGCCCUUCUACUUGCUGAGGAAACUGAAGCUGCAAAACAAGCAAAGAAGGAUGAAAUUGAGAAUCACUUUAAGUCCAUUCAGGAAGCAUAUGAAGUUUUAAUUGAUCCUGUAAAGAGAAGAAUUUAUGACUCCACAGAUGAGUUUGAUGAUGAAAUACCCAUUGAUUGUGCACCUCAAGACUUCUUCAAGGUGUUUGGUCCAGCUUUUAUGAGGAAUGGUCGGUGGUCGGUUAACCAGCCGGCUCCAUCUUUGGGUGAUGACAAUACUCCAAUGGAAAAUGUUGACAAUUUCUAUGAUUUUUGGUAUACCUUUAAAAGCUGGAGAGAAUUCCCACAUGCUGAUGAGUAUGAUCUUGAGCAAGCCGAAUCUCGUGACCAUAAAAGGUGGAUGGAGAGGCAGAAUGCAAAACUCAGUGAGAAAGCAAGGAAGGAAGAAUAUGUUAGGAUACGUUCCCUUGUUGACAAUGCCUAUAAAAGAGACCCAAGAAUACUAAGGAGAAAAGAAGAGGAGAAAGCUGAGAAGCAGAGGAGAAAGGAAGCUAAGUUCCUUGCCAAGAAGCAGCAGGAGGAAGAAGCUGCAAGGGCCGCUGAGGAGGAGAAACGCAAGAAAGAAGAGGAAGAAAAGCGAGCUGCUGAAGCUGCUGUACAGCAGAAGAAAAUGAAGGAGAAAGAGAAGAAACUCCUUCGGAAAGAGAGGACUCGCCUUCGAACACUCUCUGCGACUGCUUUAUCCCAACAUUUGUUUGAUCUUUCUGAGAAUGAUAUAGAAAAUCUCUGCACGUCACUUGGCAUUGAACAAUUGAGAGAUUUAUGUGAUGAGAUGGAGAAAAAAGAAGUUCUGGAGCAAGCAAAGAUUCUCAGAGAUGCAAGUGCAUAUAAGAAUGAUAUGGCGGAAAAGGGUGAAAACAAGAAAGAAAGCAGCCACAAAAAUGGUUUUAUGGAGGCUAAUGGAAGCGUCAAAUUGAGCAGCUUUGAGAAGAAGGAGAAACCUUGGAACAAGGAAGAGAUUGAGCUUCUAAGGAAAGGAAUGCAAAAAUACCCCAAAGGAACAUCUCGGAGGUGGGAGGUUAUUUCAGAGUUCAUUGGUACUGGAAGAUCUGUAGAAGAGAUUCUAAAGGCAACCAAAUCGGUCCUCCUCCAGAAGCCUGAUGAUUCAAAAGCCUUUGAUUCUUUUCUUGAGAAGAGGAAACCUGCACCAUCCAUUUCAUCUCCUCUUUCAACCAGAGAGGACUUAGGUGCUUCAACACCUCAGGGGCCUCAAAGCAGUGCUGUGAAGACAGACAGCUUGGAAGAAUCUUCCAGUAAGAGUGCAAAUAAUCCUGCUGGUGGGAUUGCUGCUAAUGAAGUAUCUUCAAGUUCAGAACAAGAUGUGUGGUCUGCUGUACAAGAAAGGGCAUUGGUUCAGGCUUUAAAGACAUUCCCCAAGGAGACCAGUCAGCGUUGGGAGCGAGUAGCUGCUGCAGUUCCUGGGAAGACAGUAAACCAGUGCAAGAAGAAAUUUGCAUCGCUGAAGGAGAACUUUAGAAACAAGAAAAAUGCAAUUUAAGGUUUUUGGAUUUCCCUUGCCCCUGCUACUGAUAUGGUGAUAUUGAGUGGGUUGUCUCAAAUUCUUCCCCUCCUCAAAGUUAGAAGCUGCUCAAUCUACAAGAUAGGUGAGAAAUAAACACACUUUUUGUCAUACCUAGCUUUUAUCAUGUCAUAAAGACCAGUGCUAAGUUUUUUGAAGAGGAAGAGGUGGUGAGCUUUUGUUUAGGGAGAGAAAUGUCAUACACCUCAUUCUGUUGGUUUUACAGAGAGAAGUGUAGUAGUAUCUACGUUCAUGCCAUAGUUACCUCUUUUUGUGACACAACUCCAGCUAAUAUGUACUGUGGAGAGUUCGGCACCUAAAAGGCAGUUAAAAUGAUUUUACAAUUUGAAUUGAAUAGGGUGAUAUUACUAUCAGCAAAUUCUUUAUGGGGUUUCCUUUCUUCUUCUUCUCUUCAAUUUAUAUAGCAAAAAUAUCUGGAAUAAUUAUCUGUUAGAAAA
Molecule: messenger RNA, 2555 nt
Organism: Rubroshorea leprosula
Lineage: Eukaryota; Viridiplantae; Streptophyta; Magnoliopsida; Malvales; Dipterocarpaceae
Source: the annotation of a GenBank genome assembly